CAGCUGCCGUUCGUGUUCAACAUAACCUGAAAAUUAUUGUUUUGAUUUGAACUUAUAUUUUUGUAAUUCGUUACCAUUUGCAUGCAAAUACAGCUAAAACCGGCAGUAAAGCUUUUCAAACCAGCGAAUUAUUGAUUAAUAUUGUCGUAUAAUGGCUUCAAAAGAAGGAGGCGGUGAUAAGGCAAAGGGUCCUCAAGGAGCAGGAGACGGAAAAGAGAAGCGAAGGAAAGAGUCUAUUCUCGACUUGAGUAAAUACUUGGAGAAGAGUAUACGAGUAAAGUUUGCCGGAGGUCGAGAGGCCGCCGGCAUUUUGAAGGGUUAUGAUCCGCUGCUCAACUUGGUGCUCGACAACACCACAGAAUUUCUAAGAGAUCCUGAUGACCCUUACAAACUGUUAGAUGACACUAGAGCAUUAGGACUAGUGGUGUGCCGAGGAACCUCUGUGGUGCUGAUCUGUCCCAUGGAUGGAAUGGAAGCCAUUCCAAACCCCUUCAUCACUCAGGAAGGAUAGUGUAAUGUAUCUUUUAUAUAUUAUAAGUCUACAUUAAAUAAUUUAAGGACCA
Molecule: messenger RNA, 563 nt
Organism: Leguminivora glycinivorella
Lineage: Eukaryota; Metazoa; Arthropoda; Insecta; Lepidoptera; Tortricidae
Gene: LSm7
Product: U6 snRNA-associated Sm-like protein LSm7
Exons: 3
Coding region: 152-511 (119 amino acids)
Biological process (GO): mRNA splicing, via spliceosome; nuclear-transcribed mRNA catabolic process
Cellular component (GO): Lsm1-7-Pat1 complex; catalytic step 2 spliceosome; U6 snRNP
Molecular function (GO): RNA binding
Source: RefSeq, a predicted model, not a curated record